AUGCAACCACUUUGUUGGCCAAAUACAGUUAAACUAACAUUAAGUAUUCAACAUGCAAGUGAACUUGAACUUUUGUUGCAACAUAAUAGUUUGCCUUCAAUUGAACAUCUGGAAGUUACUAAUGAAGAUUUACAUAUUGUUUUACCAACAAGUAAUGAGAAAUCAAUACGAAAUAUUCAAUCAAAUGAUGUACAUCUACGACGUGAACGAAUUGAUGGUAUUCGUCUGAGAUAUUUACUCUUACGUUAUAUAAAUCUUACUGAUGUUAUUACAUCAAUUGAUUCGUUAUCGAUGCCUGUGCUUGAAACUUUGAUACUUGUUGAUAUGUAUGAUCAUACAUUAGAUCAUCUUGGGAAAUUUCAAGAACUUUGUAGUUCUAAACGUUUACCUACUCUGAAAAAUCUUCACUUUUCAUUUUGCUUUCCUCAACAAAUCGAAGUUGCAUGGCGAAUGAGUUCAUUCAAUUGGAAGGAUAAAUGGCCUUUUGACAAUGUGGAUAGUUAUAUGGAUGAGAGUUAUACUUAUGUCAAAGCUAAAUACACUUGUAUUACACAGAACAUUUUUAUUAUUUACAAUCAUCCAAUAGACUUUCUCAUUCGUCACAGACGAACUUUCCACAAUCAUCGUUUAGUGACAAAUGUAUCUAAACCUAUCUUUACAACUCGAAGACGAUUGAUCCAAUGGUCCACCGAUCAAAAAUAUGAAUCUAAUCAAAUAAGUGAAAUUCUACGAGUACUUGCAAGUGGUCGUGUCAAUGAACUUCAUUUAAUCUAUUUCGAUGAACAACCAUAUAUAUCGACAAUAAAAUCAACUUUCCAUUCCGACUGCAAGUUUUGGCUUGAUCAUCUACGAUCGAUAAAAUUUGAUAUAAAAUCCGAAUCAAUUGAAAAAUUUCAACGUGUCGCCAUAGUCAAACAAGUCCUAGAUGUAUCAAGGAAUCUUUCUCAUCUUGUAGUGGAAUGGAACGAUUUUCGUCAUUGUUCACGAAGCUAUUCAAAUCUAAGACAUGUUCAUCUUGUAUUAGAUCGAUUAUAUCCUCAACCUAAACAACAUUUUCAUAUUGAUCGAUUAACUCAAUUAGCACCUCAACUAUGUGUACUCGAGACAAGUCGAGCAAUUAUCAUGUUUGAUGAUUAUCUCAUUGAAUUUACUUUGAAUAUUAUUCGUCGAUUUGAUCAAUUGGUACAUUUAGUAAUAAAUAAAGAUGGCAUUUAUCCAAUUAAACAUCAAAUAAAAACCAUAUUUAAUGACAAACUGAUCGCAGCUGGUCAUGGUCAAGUAUUUGAUUGUAACAAUAUUCAAAUUAUAUUUCCUAGAUAUAAUCAACUAAAUAUUUGGCUUUAA
This is a messenger RNA of Rotaria sp. Silwood1, 1344 nucleotides long. The record is from the annotation of a GenBank genome assembly. NCBI's taxonomy places the organism in Eukaryota, Metazoa, Rotifera, Eurotatoria, Philodinida, Philodinidae.